UCGCCGCGAAUGGUCGCGGCUUGUCGCGGCCGGUCCGUGCUUCGCGCGGUACAGACUAAAUAAAGUAAAACGUUAUAAUAGUGAUUUUGUGCAAAUAAUAUUUCAGUAUUUGGAAAUUUCUAGUCUGUGGUACCUGGUUUAUAUUAAAUAUAAUUGUGAGGAAUUUUCAUGGGAAAUCUUUUAACCCCUUAUCAAAGUUCAAAGCCGAAACGUGAUUGUAGGACCGCUUGAGGCGCCGGAAAAAUAUUUUUGUCUUCUUUGCUCUUCUUCCAUAUUUUCCAAACAAUAAAAAAGCGAAUCCGAUUACAAUAUUAAAGUGGAAUUGCCGGCCUAAAAACGUCAACCCUGUUGUUACGAAGAAAACAAAUCGACCAAGACUCGCUUCAAAGCCCCGGAAUAUUUUAAAAAAAGAACACGAAAAUGCUGGCUUGUCCGUUGACAAAUUUAAAAUUAAAAAGCAAACUUUGCCGGUCGGUAUUGUGAUUGUGACAUAACGUUAUGUGAAUAGUGAAGUUUUAUUGCUGUGUUUUCGUGUAAAUUAUGCCAUAAUGUAAUGGGAAUAGGGUUAAAAAUGUGGCCAGUAAAGUGGAUUCGGCUUAUUGUGAUGCUGGCGGCGUGCUGGGCGCAAGAAGGCGAGUGGAGCGAGGAUGCCGAAGAUUUGGUGUCAACAGUGGACGUGGACGCAGUGCUGGGCCGCACGGCGUCGCUGCCCUGUGACGUCACGCCGGACACCAACGAAGACCGCGUCUACAUGGUGCUCUGGUUCCGGGCAGGCAAGGCCACCGGAGGGAAACCUAUAUACAGUUUCGACGUCCGCGGUCGGUCGUUCAAUAAGGCGUUGCAGUGGUCGGAUCCAAAUGCGUUCGGGCCCCGUGCAUAUUUCGCCACGGUCGCCCGGCCAGCCUCCCUGACACUCGACACCGUCCAGUUGGAUGAUGAGGGCGUCUAUCGGUGUCGCGUUGACUUCAAGAACUCUCCAACGAGAAAUUUCCAGAUACGGCUCUCUGUCAUUGUGCCACCGCAUCAGCUGAUACUGUACGACAAGUCGGGUCGUGACGUAUCGGGCAUAGUCGGCCCGCUCGAGGAGGGCAACGAGCUGGUGCUAGUAUGCGAAGUUAGGGGCGGAAGGCCAGCGCCUACGGUGAUGUGGCUGAUCGACGGCACGCCCGCCCCGCAGUACAUCGGUGAGAAGACUGACACGCACGUGGUGGUGAAUCGGUUAGAACUGCCUCACGUCAGGAGGAACCACCUGAACACCACCUUCAAGUGCAGAGCUUCCAAUACUAACCUCGUCAGCCCACAAGAGAAGACCGUCCGCUUGGAGAUGAAUCUAAAGCCUACAAUGGUUGAGAUCCUGAACAAGCCGACAUCAUUAUCGUCGGAACGGUACACGACCCUCACCUGCGUGUCAGAGGGCAGUAGACCACCAGCUCGCCUUACAUGGUUCAAGGACAAUAGGAAAUUCAAAAGAGGAAAGAUAGCAGAAAGUCAAAACGAGACAUGGGUGAGCAGCAGUUUGUCCUUCAUGCCGUUACCAGAAGAUGACGGUGUCCAGCUCAAGUGCCAAGCAGACAACAAUGCGCUCCCAGACCAGAGCAUUGAAGACUCCUUCAAGUUGGACGUCGUUUACCCACCCGUGGUAUCGUUGUCCCUGGGCAGCACCCUCAAUCCCCACGACAUAAAGGAGGGUGACGACGUGUACUUCGAGUGCUCAGUGCGGGCCAAUCCUAAGGAGCAUCGUAUCACGUGGUACCAUAACGACAAACCAGUAUUACACAACGUGGUAUCCGGAGUGAUAGUCAGCACGAAGUCGCUGGUCCUGCAGAAGGUAGCUCGGGACAACGGCGGAGACUACUCUUGCAGAGCGGCCAACGACUUUGGAGAGACAGCGAGCCAAGUCACUCAUCUUAGUAUACAAUAUGCCCCAGUAUGCGCCCACGUGUCCCCUCAAGUACUAGGCGCGCAGAUUGACGAAGCGCUACGCGUGCGCUGCUCAGUCACCGCCAACCCGCCAGACGUGACCUUCUUCUGGCAAUUCAAUAACAGCGGGGAAAGCCUCGAUGUAUCACCUACCAAAUUUGGUACAGCCAACGGCAGCACAAGCGAGCUGAGUUACAAGCCGCAGAGUGAGAGGGACUACGGGACUUUGAGCUGUAGAGGGACCAAUAACGUGGGCAGGCAGCUUGAACCAUGCGUCUUCCAGGUCGUGCCAGCCGCUCGGCCAUCAGCGCCUAGGAACUGUUCGUUGACUGCCAGCAACAACAGCGUGGACAGUAGCUGGCUGCUCGUGCGCUGUGUGGCCGGCUACGACGGCGGGCUGCCUCAGAGGUUCAUAUUGGAGGCGCUCGACCCCGGCACCGGCAGGACGAGGUUCACCAGCGCUGUCAAUGACACCGAUGGGCUAGCUGAGUUCAAGCUGGACCUGGCUCAUGUCUCAGCAGCCGGCGACGAGGGUGCCACUUUCAACUUGCUGAUCUACGCCAAAAACCUAAAGGGGGAAUCGGAAAAAACCUUACUGGAAAAUAUUGCCUUCAACGACGCAGCUAGGAGGACAGAUAAAGGCACCAUGGGCGGAGUUACCCUAGGCGUGGUAGUGGCAGCAGCAUUAGGCGUGACUCUUGCAAUUGGUGGCAUAGCGUUUGCUGCCCUCUGCGCCCGCCGGCGUCGUUCCCAGCCCCCCCACAAACACCCCCCGGGAGACAUGCUGGAACUAAGCGAUGGCGGCAGGAGAUAUGUAGUGGCGUACACCAUCAAGCCUUCGCCGGAUCUUAAGACGCCUGAUCCCCAGCCGGAUAUUUUGAAUGCUCCAGAUUCUGAAACGCAACCAACUCAACCAACGGAAGAAAUAGAUGAAUGGCCUAGCAUAAAAGAAGUGAGAGGAGAUUGGUGCAAAACCGGUGCUGUGUUCUCAGCGGAGGACUUGGCACUAUUGGACACGGCCGGGCGCCCGCAACAGCUCACACCAGCAGGCGACAUGCCCAGCAGUAGACAAGAGGACGUUGUAAACCAGAACCUUCCUCAACCACUAACAAAUAACUUUAGGCCUAAUUUCGUAGUUAAUAGCCCCACACUAGGGAGCCCAAAUUUUGUAUGUCCGAAUGGGAACGUAGGGUCUCCAUUUGGGAGUCAAACUUUGACUCUUACUGGGCCGACUUUGAGCUCAAGUAGUCUUGCAACGUCGACCCUACAUAGGACCAAAGGUAAAGGGAAUGCAAGGAGAAGAGAACAUGUUUUAGCUGAAAAUUUGCCAGGCCCCGAAAGUUGCGUGUAAGUGCUGAGGAACAAUUAGGAUUUUGUUCAACGAAAUACAGGUUCGCUAUUAGAUUUAUAAUUAUUAAAUUAUUUUGUUUGAAAAUCGAAACAUCAUAGGAUUGAUGCAUCAACGUCUUUUUCUUUUUUUUUAAUUUGCAUAUAGACUUUAAAUUCUUGUUUGGUGGUGAAUCAUUUCUAUUCUAUUUCAUGGUCUAUAAGAAAUAGACCAGUAAACCACUGUGCGUUUGUUGUUUAUUCAAAAUUUAAUUGUUUUUUUUUUGUAAAUUGCUCAAACCAGUAUGCAAUCUAGACAUUAUUUUAUGUAGCAUUAAAGUUUGUGUUAUCUAUGCCAGACUGAAGUAUUCCUAUAUAAAUCAGACUUUUGUAUAUUAACUUUGAAAGCUCAUUACCUUUAUAAAUGGCGCUCCAACUUAGAAAAUAUAGUAAAUAAAUAUUAGCAUUUAGGAGAUAAAAGAAGCUUGUAGAAAUUUCUAUUUAUUUUAAUAAACUCGGUUGUGGUGAUUGUAAAUAAACGUAGGUAAAGAAAUGAAACCAAAGAUGUAUAAGUAUGUACAUGUACUUAAUAAUUGUAAGCAAAGCUUUUGUUGUAAUUUUUUUACGUGUAACAUGUAAUGUAAAUAAAAUUGUUAUUGUAGGAAAACAAUUCUGUCCGUUGUACAGUCUGCCACAGAGAAAUCUGAACCGCCCGCGAUUUAAACACCAUCUCUUAGGGGUUCAGAUUUCUCUGUAGACUGUACGUGUUUAAAAACCGAUUUCAAGUAUGGUGAAAAUGGAUUUAUUUUACCAGAUGAUCUACUAAAGAUAUUUUUAAUUCAGUAAAAUAACGAAUUAACUGCAAAUUCGUCGGUAUUCCGCUAUUAACAGAACUGUAAACUGUACCUAAAAAAUCAUAUGUAAGACUAUCUGAAAUGAAAACAAAAAGAAUGUAAAUAUAGACACAGUAUCACGCCUUUAUAUAUGUUGUUACGUUGUUUAAAUAUAUAACAGAAUUGUUUCCCUACUGGUAGUGCCAUUUGUAUUUGAUACCUAUUUGUAAUUGUUUCAAUUUUGUGUUGAUUCUAUUAUAUAGAGUUUAACAAUGGAUAUAGUACAUAGGUAAAUGUAUAAUAAUAUGUCGAUCGAACUGUUGUAGCUGUCAAUAAUUUCCGUGGUCCUAAUGAUCUGAUAUGACAAUUUUAUAUUUAAAAAUAA
Messenger RNA from Plodia interpunctella (Indianmeal moth), 4464 nucleotides. Its product is annotated as nephrin-like. NCBI's taxonomy places the organism in Eukaryota, Metazoa, Arthropoda, Insecta, Lepidoptera, Pyralidae. The record is from RefSeq and is a predicted model, not a curated record. The coding region runs from base 554 to 3271 and encodes 905 amino acids. The transcript has 18 exons.